AAAUAAAAAAAUUACCUUGAAAAAAAACCUGUACCAAACGAGGGCAGAAUAGAAUAGAACCAAACCAGUCUCUCUGAGACUGAGGGGGCGAAGAAGAAAUGCUACUCGCCGUACUGAUCGCCAACUCUGAGGGCAACAUUCUAGUUGAACGGUUCAAUGGAGUUCCAGCUGAGGAACGUCUGCACUGGCGUUCUUUCUUGGUUAAACUGGGAGCAGAUAAUCUUGGGGGUGUGAAGAAUGAAGAUCAGCUUGUUGCUUGCCACAAAUCAGUGUAUAUCGUUUACUCUGUGCUUGGAGAUGUUAGCAUUUUCGUUGUUGGCAAGGAUGAGUAUGAUGAACUUGCCUUGGCCGAAGCACUUUUUGUUAUAAACACAGCUGUGAAGGAUGCGUGUGGGAAACCUCCAACGGAGCGUCUUUUCCUGGAUAAGUAUGGGAAGAUCUGCCUUUGUCUGGAUGAAAUUGUGUGGAAGGGGUUGCUAGAGAACACGGACAAGGAUCGAAUCAAAAGGCUUAUAAGGUUGAAACCUCCAUCUGAAGUCUGAACAGGACACUGCUCGUGCUCCUCACCCCCUUCUUAUCAAUUGAAAGCGGAAAGUCAGGUCAGCGCUCAUGUAGCAUUUUUGUACCUAUGACGAUGGCUUUCUAUAGUUUUUUAAUGUAAAGAUAAUCUUAUGCUUUUGUCUUGGAUAUCCAUGAGAUUUUCAUUUAGUGGACCAUAUUGAAUUUACUUGAUGGGUCAAUAAUCAUUUGUAGCCUUGAUGUUGUUGCAUGAAAUCAUGAAAUAAAAUGUCGCUCAAUAUACUUGAUCCUUUAA
Molecule: messenger RNA, 814 nt
Organism: Camellia sinensis
Lineage: Eukaryota; Viridiplantae; Streptophyta; Magnoliopsida; Ericales; Theaceae
Biological process (GO): retrograde vesicle-mediated transport, Golgi to endoplasmic reticulum; intra-Golgi vesicle-mediated transport; intracellular protein transport
Cellular component (GO): COPI vesicle coat
Source: RefSeq, a predicted model, not a curated record